Messenger RNA from Alternaria arborescens, 147 nucleotides. RefSeq lists its product as hypothetical. The coding region runs from base 1 to 147 and encodes 48 amino acids. The transcript has a single exon. The record is from RefSeq and is a predicted model, not a curated record. NCBI's taxonomy places the organism in Eukaryota, Fungi, Ascomycota, Dothideomycetes, Pleosporales, Pleosporaceae.
AUGGAGCUUGCAGCCUUCGAGACGAUCGAGGAUUGGUACAGCGCGCAUGUGAAUCUAAGAAAUCAAAGUCAUUCGACCACCACGGGUAUGUCUGAUAUGGCAUUUCGUGUUCUCUUUGUUGGCAAUGCCCAGCAAACCACGCUGUGA